GUAAUAGAAAUAAAAUUAAAAAAAAAAAAAACAGCCUACCCCGAUACCUUUUUUCCCAUUCUCCUUCUCGUCUCUUUCUCUUCCCUUCGCCUUAGCCACCACUCCCGUAACCACCAUCAUCCUCAGCUCCGACCACCUAACCGCCAUCCUCCCAACCCUUUUUCUCUGAGCCAAGCUCCAAAUCUCAGGCACUCAUGAACCCAACUCCCGAACCAAGUGACCCCAGGUGCGAGCCCACCUCUGCGUGCCUUCGACCCAGUGCGACUUCCAUUCGCGAACCACCACCAGGCGCGAUUCUGCACUCAUUCCGCUGUAGAUCACCGAGUGUGCCCCAAGCGAGGGCCUAGAUUCCACAAACCCAGGCGUGCCUCCCCUUAAUGCGAGGCCAUGUGUGUCUCCAAGAAAACUCCUGCAUCGAGAGCUCCAUCGCACCCAGAAAAAAAUCGGCACCGACCCCAGCUUCGUGAGCUCCUGGAAGGAGUAGGUGGGAGUCCUAGAAUUAUCCGGAAGCUGUAGGAGAAGUCAAAUUUUCCUUCGUACAGUAGUAUAAAGAAGUGUUCAGUAUGGAUAUGGUGAUUUGAGCUUCAAGUGAAGGUGGUAUUUUUUUCCACGGGAAAUCUAGUAAACAGAAAUGGCUUUUGGGCCGUUGGUGUGGUAUUGUCGCCCUAUGAAAAAUGGAUUUUGGACUAAAGCAGUGGAGAAUGCCUUUGGUGCUUACACACCAUGUGGGGUUGACUCCUUAGUGGUGGUUGUUUCUCAUCUGGUUCUUCUAGGCCUGUGCUUAUAUCGAAUAUGGAGGAUUAAGAAAAAUGUUACAGUUCAACGGUUCUGUUUGAGGUCCAAUCUUUAUAAUUAUGCGUUGCCGUGUUUGGCUGCUUAUUCUGCUGCUGAGCCUCUGUUCAGAUUUAUAAUGGGAUUUUCAGUGCUAAAUUUGGAUGGGCUGCCUGGUCUUGCACCUUUUGAGAUAGUUUCUGUCAUAAUCGAGGCACUUGCUUGGUGUUCUAUGCUGGUUAUGAUUGGUCUAGAGACCAAAGUCUACAUCUAUGAAUUCUGGUGGUUUGUGAGAUUUGGAGUCAUGUAUGCUUUAGUAGGGGAUAUCGUAAUGCUCAAUCUCAUUCUUCCUUUGAAGGAAUUUUAUAGUAGGCCCUCUUUCGUGUACCCUCAAGGAAUGCUUUUACAUGUGUAAGAAAGGCUUGAUAAAAGAUAUGAUGACCAAGGGCUAGUUUUGAUAAUUUCCUUUGGUACUCUCUCUUGUGAUUGAUUUUUAGUUAAUACUUCAUAAUUAAUAGUGUAUUCACAAAAUUCAUGGCAAGGUCUUUAUUUGAAGAAGUUCAAUAAAUCCAAAUUUUGUUAGAAAAAGAUAUGUAUUGGAGAAAUGUAACACAAAUCCAAUCCAUUACAAAAGCUGAAUUUGGUUUCUCUUUUCAUGGACUUACUAAAUAAAAAUUGACAAGUUUUGGUGAUGGCAGUGUCUAUGUUUGAAGCAUUAGAAGUGGGAAAGAAGUAAUUCUAAAUCAUUUGUUAAAUAUUUACUAAUCUUGCAUCUGUAUAUACAUAUAUAUGUACUUAUUAAAUUUUUUUGUUUAAAUGAUAAUUUGACUGAUAUAUUUUACCAUUUAGACUAAAGUUUGUUGCCUAGUAAUUUUAGUAUUUCAUUUAUAAAUUCACUACAAAUUACUCUUGUAAUUGGUUUGCUGAUGUUUAAUUUUAUUUUAGUUAACUGUUUUAUAUUGAUUAGUUGCCAUUGUAUUUAUUGAUAUAAUUGCAAACACUAUAUUAUUGUGUAAUUCAGUGGUUGUUUUGUUUCUUCAAGAUUUGUUAUUGUUUCACUACAACAAUAAUGGCCUAAGUUUGUCAGGUAUGAAAGCCCUUGUGUUGUUUUUGUUUCUUCUAACAUCACUUAUUCACUUAUUAUGAAUCAUGAAUUCUUGUACACUCAAAAUCUUAAGGGUUGUCUUUAGAUCGGGAUAGGAUUUUGAUGGCUUGACUAAUUUAUUUUAGUCGAUAUCUUGGUUGCAUCCAACAUUAUGCCCACCUAAUUUCGUUGUACUUGUUAGGAAUCAAGCCUCGGACCUGGUCGUAUUCAGGAGUUUAGCCUGCUUAAUAGCAUAGUACCUGUUAAGAAUCAUACCUCGAACUUGGUUAUAUCUAGGGUUUCCUAGUUUUCUUCUAGGUUUUGUUUUGUCUUAGAAAUUUCCCAUCUUAGUUCGUAUUUAGAAUUAUUUUGAAAAUCUAUGCUUUGAAAAGUCGUUGAAUAAUAAAUUUUUCCAAAUUCUAUGUUUUUCCAUAUUCUAAAUUUCAAACUUUAUUCGAAUAUGCUAAACUCUUUUAAAAUCUCUCUUCUAUUAUGUGCCCCCAAAACGACUAGAACUUAUAAAUGGUUUAGGUCGCUUUUACGAAAUGAGCACGUGAUACUUUACAAUAAUAAGAUGACAACAUUGAUUACGUAAAAAUCCAAUUGUUAUUAAAAUGAAGUGACUUUUAUAGAUAAGCCUUACAUGGAACAAUAAUACCUGAAACAUUAAAAAAAAAACUAAAUUACUGAUAGUACUUUUUAAGGUGUAGGGAAUUCCAGGUCUAUGGAUUUAUCUCUCCAUUUAACCGAGCUUGCUUAAAGGUCCCUUCACGUAGAAUCUCCACAAUCUUGUAUGGUCCUUCCCAUUUCGGUCCUAACACACCAUCCUUAGGAUUUUUACUUGCCAACCAGAGAACUUAAUUACCAAGUCUGAGUCUACGUCCCUUUACCAUCAAGUUGAAGUAACGAGUGAUUUUCUCCUGAUAAUAGGCGAGCUGAAAUUGUGACGCUUCUCAUUUUUCCUCGAUCAGAUCAAGGGAUGCACUGAGUAGCUCGUGCUUUUGAUCUUGAUCAAAGUUUUUCUGACUAUGGGUCAUCACCAGUGCCUCAAUCAGGAGCAUAGCCUCACUUCCAAAGGUCAGAGAGAAAGGGGUAUGUUCUGUGGAGGUGCGAUGUGAGGUUCUGUAGGCCCAGAGUACUUGAGGGAGCUGUUCGUCCCAUAACCCUUGGCUUCAUCGAACCGCUUCUUUAAGCUCGCCUAUAGGUUUUUGUUUACAGCCUCAACUUUCCCAUUAGCCUGCGGGUACGCUACCAACGAAAAACUCUUUGUUAUGUCGUAUUUUUCACAAUAAUUUGUGAAGAGAUCACUAUUGAACUUAGUUUCGUUGUCAAACACAAUAUUCUUUGGGAGCCCAAAUCGGCAUAUGAUAUUCUUUAUGACGAAAUCCAGGACUCUCUUUGAGGUUAUGGUUGCCAAAGGAUCAACCUCAACCUAUUUCAUGAAGUAGUCGAUGGCAACAAUAGAAUAACGAAAUUCUCAUUUUCCUAUUGGCAAAGAACCAAUCAAGUCGAUCCCCCAUACUGAAAAUAACCAAGGGGAUGAGAUCAUGGUUAACUCAAUGGGCACUGCUCGGGCAAUUGUUGAGCGUUGGCAUUUGUCACAUUUCUGCACAUACAAGACCGAGUCCUUUGUCAGCAUAGGCCAAAAAUAGCCCUGUCUCAAUACCUUUAGAGCAAGGUUUUGCUCCCCAGAAUGGUCUCCGCAAAAGCCUUCAUGUAUUUCUCGCAAGAUAGUUUGUGAUUCCUUGGGUAGAUGUAGAGUCCAAGAACUUUACUUAGCUAGUUAGAUAGUAGUAUUAUAGUACUAAUAGUAUUAUCUUUAUGACUGUGGAUUUUUGGUUCAGAUCGGGAAUUAUUUGGACACUCAUAGUAGUACUUGUAGAUUUUCUAAGGUUAACCUAUAGUUUAAGAAUAUUAAUGUUAACCUAAGGUUUGAUUAAUAUGGCUGAUAUUGAGGAUAAUAUUUAUUAUACUAUAAGGUUUAGAUAAGAACCAAUAGGAUUUUUAGCACAUGUUAUGUAUGGGUGAUUAAGGAUUAAGUAUUUUUGAGGAUUAAAUUUAAUAAGGGAAAAGUUUGAAUGCUCUAAGGUCAAUCAGCAGCUUUGAAUACGUUUGAGGGCUUAGUCAAGGCUGUUUACUCAAUUUGAAUUAAGCUAAAAAUGUGUAAUUUCGUGUUUAAAUAAUCAGCGAAUGCCGAUAUAUCGCAGCUAUAGGGGGUGAUAUAUCGCAGCACGUAGAUACGGAAAACACGAAACGAUGCACGUUUGCCUCGGGCAUAAUGGUCCAGGCGAUAUAUCGCCUAUAGGGGGCGAUAUAUCGCCUCCUUCAGCAUAUUUUGAAUACUUUUGAAUUCGUUUUCCAUUCAACCAUUCAAACUUUUGAUAAGUCCAGCACCUUUUUGAACGAGUCUUCAGCCUCUGCUGAACGAUUAUUCAAAUUAUUUUCACCUAAAAAGCCAUUAUUUUUAUUCAAGUUAAAUUAAGUUCCUUUCAUUCCUAAACUCUAUAAAUAGGACCUAGUACCCAUCUAUUAUUCAUCUUUUUCUCUAAGUUCAGAGGCUGCAAGUUGCUAGGUGAGUGUGAGAGUGUAAACACUUGGGUGGGGAAAUCAUAAGCUUGAUCAUCAUAAGCUUAUCAAACACUUGGGAAAGUAAGGAUUUAUAGUAUUUCGGUUCGAGGUUUAGAUUGGUCUUACAAGUCUUCAAGGUAACCCAAACUCUAGUUCAUUUCUGUACUUUUUCUUUAAAGUUCUCAUAGUCUUCUACUUAUUCUAUCCUUAUUCUUAUUUUGGUUAGGAAAUCUAAGAACUCACACAUAAGUUUUGGUAAGUAUUUUCUCAAUGGUUUAGUCCUUCCAUUCCUUUCAUUUCUCUUCUUCACUAUACUCACUCUUUUUCAAAUGGUUCUUAGGAGUGUUCCAAAGUCCCACCUCUGUCCUCUUAUCCCGAUAUUUUGGUAAGGAAAAUAGGAUAGAAUCUAUAUGUUAUAUGCUUAUGUUAUCUUAUGUUUUUAUGUUAUGAAAUGUGUUAUGUUAUGUAUGUAUGUAGGCUUGGGCAUAUGACCCAUAUGACUAACAAGCCCCAAAUAGAUUAUGAGCAUAUGACCUGCUUAGCUAGUAGGACCCCACUAAUCUAAUGGGCAUAUGACCUGUUUAGUCUAUGGGACCCCAAGUAAUAAUGGCCAUUAUAGUAUGUGUAUGAUAUAAGUGUUAUGUUAUGUUUUUUAUGUUUCUUAUGAAAUUUAUGUAUAUGAACUAUGUGGUAGAUUUUCCUUGCUGGGCAUUAGGCUCAUUUCUUUUUGUUUAUAUGUGCAGGAAAAUAGCUAUAGUGGUGGGUAAGAUUCGUGGACGUUUGGGAAAUGUGUAUCGGUGAUGAAUGGAUUCAAGGAGUCGAGAGUUCGAUGUCGAGGAUGUAGUCUUUUAUUUAUGGUUUAUGUGUAAUUUUUCCGCACCCAUUUAUGUAAUUUCUUUUCAUUUCAAUUAAGAUAUGUUUUCUUUUUAAAACAAUGGGAUCCCAUAUCCUGCUUUGAGUUAUGUAAGUUUUAACAUUGGUUUUUACAAGUUUUUAAUAAAGUACGAUCUUUUUCA
Messenger RNA from Humulus lupulus (European hop), 5439 nucleotides. Its product is annotated as ABC transporter C family member 2-like. The coding region runs from base 632 to 1186 and encodes 184 amino acids. The transcript is spliced from 4 exons. The record is from RefSeq and is a predicted model, not a curated record. Lineage: Eukaryota; Viridiplantae; Streptophyta; Magnoliopsida; Rosales; Cannabaceae.